Cladocopium goreaui is the source of this 1678-nucleotide messenger RNA. The record is from the annotation of a GenBank genome assembly. Lineage: Eukaryota; Dinophyceae; Suessiales; Symbiodiniaceae.
CGGUGCACGUGGCUCUUUUGGCCCUGGACGCAUUCCUCGUUCUGAUUUGCUGAUCGUCGGGAAUGAUGCUCCGCGGGCUUCCCGUAGAUCAGGACCAGCGAAGCGAGCGGCUGAGGAUCGAUGCAGAUGUGGCACGGCCUACACGGCAGACUCCGCCUUUUGCCGAGUUUGUGGGGAGAAGAGGCUACCAGCUCCAGCAGCUCCACCAGCCCGUGGCAGAUCUCCCAGCCCCGGUCUGAGCUCGCGCUCGAAGCGAGCAAGGCCUGAAUCAGCACCAGCACAGAGAGAUUAUUUGCCGGAGAUGGUUCAAAGGCUACUUCCAGAGAACCAGGAGCAUCCUGAACGAAGGCGACCUGCCUUCACUCCCGAGAAAGUUCUGGCGAACCUGCGCCGCUUGAGGCUGCGAUCGGGCGUCAGGGUCCGCGAUAUACAGGAUCUGACCCACCACCAACGCGAUGGAAAACUCACUGUAGCAGAGUUUCGUAGCUUGUUGCGUGAGGUUGGCAUCAAAGUCGACGACGCGCUCGCGCAGGAGACCUUCGCACGCGUAGACAGAGGUGGCCAUCACAAGAUUUCAUGGGCAGAAUUGUGGGCCGCCAUGGCACCAACUCCAAGUGAUGUUUUGAAGGAGCUGAGGGUGGCCAUGCACAAGAAGCGUAUGACAGUGGCCGAACAAAUUCGACCGUACGACUCCAACGUAGACUAUGUCUUGACAGAAGGGGAGUUUCACAGGCUGCUGGAUGGUUUGGGCUUCCAGCUGGACGAUGCUGAGGUCAGACACAUCCUUCAUUUGAUCGACCUGGAUGGGAAUCGGACGAUUUCAUGCAAGGAGUUGGAAUAUGCAUUGGAGCUUAGAGGUUCGGCACCCAACGAAAGGCCCACGCUUAGCAGGGAGAGGUGGAAGGGCGAUGAGUUGGUACCUCCCAAAGGGUUCACACAAACCUCGCCUGACCUGGCCAUGCAAGUGCCAGAAGGUGCUGGAGAACCCUCUCCAGCUCGACCUGAUCAGACGGUGUCGCAGCCAGAUCCGCCAGCUGCAACCCGUGCUUUGAAUGAAAUUCUGCGGGAGUUUGAUCCGAGCCCGCUACUCGUCAAUCCCUCCAGCUCGUCAAGCGCCCAAAAGACCACGCGACCGCGACCAACCCUUGAGGACGUCAUGUCACAGCUGCGGAAUCUGCGGCUGGUCCGUGGCAUAUCGCUGGCUGAUCUGAAGAGCACUUGCGAUGCAGGUGGUGACGUGAAGUUGACCAAAGAUGACCUACUCAAGAUACUGCUGCGCGUCGGAAUACAAGCCCAUGCCGCCCUCGCUGAGAGAGUCUUUGCUUUCAUUGACCAAAAUGGAAAUGGAAAGAUCAGCUGGGAAGAGUUGUGGGCAGCUGCCAGACCUUCAGUAGACGAAGUUCUUCAAGUGCUGAAGGCUAUCAAGGAGCAAAGAGGUCUCAGCAUCGAAAGAUUGCUUCGUCAGCACGACUCCAGUGGAGAUGACAAGUUGGCCUUCAGUGAGUUUCAGAAAUUGCUUCAGUCACUGAGCAUAGACAUCGAUCAGGAGACAGCAGCGGAGGUCUUCAAACGCCUUGACCGUGAUGGGGACAGGCAGCUGUCCCUGGGGGCGCUUGCUGGGCUUGACUCAAGAGGAGGCCUGUGGUUGCCGGUGAUUUGGCCUGCUCGGCUUACAUAA